Messenger RNA from Xyrichtys novacula (pearly razorfish), 7939 nucleotides. The record is from the annotation of a GenBank genome assembly. Lineage: Eukaryota; Metazoa; Chordata; Actinopteri; Labriformes; Labridae.
AGCCUUGACUCCAUGCCUCAGUCCUCUGACAGUUAGCAUGUUAGCACCGACUUGCUCCUCAGGUAUCAUGUCAAUUGAAGAGUGAGUGAAACUUAAAAAAAAAACUGUACUUUUAGUUUGAUCUCUGAAACCGUCUGAGGAUGUUUUCAUCUGCCUGGAAUUUUAUCAAACGACACAAAAGGAAAUUUAUCUUCACCGGAGCUGUGAUCGGAGGUAACUGCUGCACGGUUAGCUUCAGAGCUAGCUGCUCACUUUAGCUUCACACCUGACCAGACCCACCUGAGUUUACUUUACCUGGGUCCGUAUUUACCAACUAGAGUCCUGGUUUAGAGAUAUACUUGAACACCUUUAUAACCUGAUAUUUAUAUUCUGAGGCACGGUUCAGUUCAGCUGUUUGAUUCCUGAUACUAGGAGCAAAUCUGAGAAAACAGCAGGUGAGACUCUGACAGGAGAGAGGGAGGAGAAGAGGCAGGUGAGUGUGUGAGAUAGAGACUGAUAAGCAAAGGGACAGACUAAGACCACUGACAGCAGCAGGAGUGAGUGUUGGUUCUAAAGGGGAUCUGUCAGAGGGUCAGUUGAACCUGAGGAAAGAUGUUGAUAGUGACUUGGUCCAACACAGUUUCUGUACUUGACAGACUUCUCAAAAUCAUUCAAUCAAAUCGAAUUUUAUUUAUGGACUAUGCACUAUGCAAUUCUACAGAAUUGUGCCAAAAAAUUCAAAUAAAACCACAGUCAUUUAGAACAAACAUAGGAUUCACAGUGGUUCUCCAUACAUUUGGUUGCACCCGUCGAUCAGCCUUAGCCAUAAUGAGGCCGCAAUUGACAACAUGGUCCACAAUUGUAGCCCUCAUUUCAUCAGGGAUUUGCCUCCUUCAACUCUUCUUCCUUCAAAGGAACCAUUCUCUGCCUGAAUCCAGACUGCUCAGUCUCUGUGCAGAUCAUCCGAUGGUUGGUUUCUGUUCAAGUCUCUACUUCCUCUCAGUGGUCUGUGAUCUUCUCACCAGGUGUGUACUUUUUGGGAAAAUAUGCUCAGAAGAAGAUCAAGGAUCUUCAGGAGAAGGAGGCGACCGAGUACAUCGCUCAGGCCAGACGACAGUUCCACUUUGAGAGCAACCAGAGGACCUGCAACAUGACCGGUGAGAAACACUUUGUACUGAGUCAUUGUCUCAGUAUGACACACUUUUACUUGUCAUGGGAUCGACUCUAAAAAGGAACAUCUAUCUGUAAGUCGCUGUCAGUGUGUGAUUUGUCCGUGUUAAAUGUUUGUUUCAGUGCUGUCCAUGCUCCCUCCUCUUAAAGACGCCAUCAUCAGCCAGCUGAACUCAGAGAGCCUCACUGCACUGUUAAAGACUAGGUGAGUAAAGACACCUGUUACUGUCAGAUUUAACAGAGUCUCUAUGAACCCAGUUAACCCUUAUUGUGAUGAUGAUAAUGAUGUUUUUUUUUUUUCACAGACCAGCCAACAAGCUUGAGAUCUGGGAAGAUUUAAAGAUCAUUAGUGAGUUUUGGUCUUGAUGAUAUUGUUAGUUUCUUUGAAAUUUUUAUUGCAGAGGAUUUGGUCCUAGUCCGUCAUUUAUACACUUGUUUACCAUUUCAUCUAGUCCCCAGUUUACUCAGACCUGUGUUUCUUUCUGUGUUGUGCAGGUUUCACUCGUACCAUUGUGGGGGUAUAUAGCACCUGCAUGCUGGUGGUCCUCCUCAGGGUUCAGCUGAACAUAAUUGGAGGAUACUUGUACCUGGACAAUUCUGUGGGCAAGAGCACAGAGGUGAGGGAACACCACUUUCAUGAGCUUUAUUGACUCUGACAACCUGUAAGAUCACAGGUAAUUAAACCUGUUUUGUAAGUUGUAAGCUCCAGACUAUCAAAAAAACACAAACCGAUCACGAGGGUCAGACUGAUUUUAUUCACUGAGAGAAACCAGUAUUACAGAGCGCACGCCUCAUGGGAGACUGGAUCCGCUAAACCUCACUGACCAUACAGAGCGCCAACAACAACAAGAGCAUCCACCCAUCCAUCCAUCAUCCGUACAUUAUCCAUCCAACAUCCAUCCAUUAUCAAUACAUGCAACAUCCAUCAGUCACCCAUCACCCAUCCAUCCAGCGCCCAUCCAACAUCCAUCCAACAUCCUUACAUUAUCGAACUAUCAUCCAUCCAUCCAACAUCCAUUAACCAUCCAUCAUCCACCCAACAUCCAGCCAACACCCAUCCAUCCAAUUCAACAUCCACCCAUUCAACACCCAUCAACUAUUCAUCCAUCAUUUAUCCAUCCAACAUCUAUCCAUUAUCCAUCCAUCCAAACAACAUCCAUCAGUCACCCAUUACUUAUCCAUCCAUACAACAUCCAUCCAUUAUCCAUUCAUCCAACAUCCAUCCAUCCAACAUCCAUCCUUCCAACAUCCAUCCAUCCAUCAUCCCUCCAACAUUCAUCUAUUAUCCAUCCAACAUCCAUUCAACUAUCCAACAUUUCUCCAACAUCCAUCCAUCCAUCCAUCCAUCCAACAUGCAUCAACUAUCCAAAAUCCAUCAAACAUACAUCCAUCCAACAUCCAUUAACUAUCCAUCAUUUUCUUAAUGAGUAGUUUCCAGUCCUGGUGGGUCCUGUAACCCAUCACUCAGCCCCUAGUGUCCCAGGGCCUCUCUUGAUUUACCUCGGUCACUCUGAGUCUUUUCCGGUUGUCUUUGGGUCUCUGGGCUGUUCAGGACAGCUCGAUGUCUGCAUCCCUGCUGACACCAACACACCUGUCAGCUUCUGUCUCCCUCUGAGAUACUUAAACCCUUUUCAGUGUGGAAACUCUCCACCCAGAUACCUAGACUGAUGAAACUAAGAACCACAUCCUGAGUAACCAGCAAAGAUGAUGAUCUCCAUCCUCUAGACUGCACCUCCUCCUCCUCCUCCUGACUCUGAAUGUUUGAGUGUGCUGUUAGGUUAAAGACUUGAGUGGGCUGUUUUAAAUCGGUUAUCUGUUGUGUGUUUGUCAUCUCAGACUCCUCUGGCCCCCCCAGAUGUCCAGCAGCAGUACCUGUCCAGCAUCCAACACCUGCUGGGAGACGGUAGGACAAAUUGACGAACACAAACAGAGAUCAGAUCAGAUACAGGUGGAUAAUCAGCUAACUCGGUCUCUGACUGCUGCCUCUGUGUUUGUGUGCAGGUCUGACUGAGUUAAUGACGGUGGUGAAGAGAGCUGUCCAGGACUCUCUGGGAAGGUCAGAGCUUUUCAUGGAUCACAGGUGUAUGAGUGGUGUGAAUCCUAGUUUUAUACCCUCUCUGAAAUAAACCCUCUUUGUGUCCAGCAUGUCUCUGAAACAGAGCCUGUCUCUGCUGGACCUGGAGCAGCAGCUGAACUGGAUCAGGGCGGUGGUGGAGGCCGGAUCCGAGCGUCCGCUUUCCUGGUACAUGCUGGCUGACGACGAGAACGCCCUUGCUGAUCAGGUGACCAAACGCCAUCUGACCGAAAGCGAUGGUCAUAGAUGAAAACACCUGAGCUUACCUGAACACUGUCUUCACCUCUCUCCUCUGUAGGCCUGUGGACUGACAGAGAGCGACGCUGUGACCAUCAGACUGCUAAACGAGACCAGAGACAUGUUGGACAGGUAAACCCCCCACCUGUGUGUGAGUUCAGGCCGGUGUUCUCACAAACCUUUUACAGCAUUUGGAUGAUCUUGUCGUGUUUUUGCAACCCCUCCAGCCCGGACUUCAGCACUGUCCUUAGCGCCUGCUUGAAUCGAGGUUUCUCUCGUCUUCUGGACAAUCUGGCCGAAUUCUUCCGCCCGCCUCCUGGUGACUCCGCCCCUGAGUUUGCACCUGAUAGGUCAGCCACCAAACAUUAUAAAAUAUAGGUGUUGUGUAUUCUUGUUGUUGCUGUUUUCUGUCAUGAGUUGCAGUCGAUUGAGCGUUUUUGGAUCCUUCAGAAACUGUUUAAUUAAACUUCAGUCACUGAAUUUUCAGAAACAGAAAUGUUAACCUGCUGGUUAGGAAGAUUUACCUGCUUCACGUGUCACGUGUCUUUGUGAUAAACUCUCAGCUUGAUGUGUUUGGAUGUUUUUGGCAAUAUAACAGAAAACAGACAUUUUUCAAACCCAACAUUAAUCUAUAAACAUCUCUUUUUUUGUGUGUGUGCGCAUGUGUGUAUGUAUGGGUGUUUAGUCUGUCUGCAGUCAGUCUGCCUCUGGCUAAGAUCAUCCCCAUCAUAAAUGGUCAGAUUAACACAAUCUGCAGUGAGACUCCCAGCCACUUUGUCCAGGUAAGCCAAACAGACAUCAGAUCACACCGGAUCACACCUGGUCAUACCAGAUCACACCUGUUCAUAGCUGUGUUUCUUUAAAGCUGGUCAAUUAUCUCAAUGAAGUCAAAGACCCACACCUAUGAAAAUCAUGUUUUUCUUGUUUUUUAUAUGUUCAUUUGGCAUUUUUUUGAUGCUACAGGACAUAUCAUGAGAAAACUAAACACGAAAUUGCUUUUCUGAGUAUUUCUUCAUUCAAAUUGCUGUAACUCUCUGGCAGACGCAAACAGCAGGUUCAGAAAUGGUAAGAUUUCAUACAUAACCACUCCAAGCUCUGCCCCCGCUAUGCAGGCCGCACUCUGCAUAUAGAGGAGAAAUACAGAGGACCGUCGUGGAACAACCGUGUGCGUUAGUGGAUUGCAAUCCUCGUAAGAAAGCUAAUUAUGAUAUUAGCUUCAUCGUGUCCCUAAAGACAAUAGUGUCCGAGAGCUGAAUAGCUCCUAUGUUACCUGCCACUUCCGCUACACCGGCAAUGUUAGGCUGCAAGCUAACAUGAAGACAAGUGUGCAGAGCAGCGCUGUCUCCGCCCACGACUCAGAGACGAAUUGCUAAUGAGCUGCUGGGUGUUUUGCAGAAGAAAAGCCCUUGAAAAUGACACAGGUAACGCGAUUUUUUGGUAAAAACUUCAUAAUUGCAAUUUAAAGACCACUGAGAACACUUUAAGUAGUAAAAAAUCAGGCAGCCACCGGAGGAGGAGAGAGGAGAGCAGGGAGAGAUCACUGAAUAUCAUACAGUUCAAAGAUUUCUUUCUCCAGAAAAUCAAAGACAGCAUCUGUCCUCCGACUCCCCUCUUUUAGGACCUGCUGUUGAACGACCAGGUGAAGGAGUUUGCCGCCAACGUCUAUGAGACCUUCAGCACACCACAGGAGCUGCAGAAAUAAACCAUCUGAUCAUGAGGAGGAGACAGAAAGGAAGAAAGAGAGGGAUCAAAACAAACUCCCGGAUGACUGUUCCCUCUGCCUCCUGCUCUAGACUCUGUCCUACAGACCCUGCUGACCUCCGACUCCGCUGUGAAGACUCUGACCUGGAUGAUCUGUCACAGACCUGCAGAGCGUUCGUUCCUCUGUGACCAGAGGUUUCUGAUCAUUAACCUGCUGCAGGAGGAGAGACUCAGUCGCUCAGAGAGAUGCGUCAUGGGAAGUGGAGUCAUGUUUAAGCUGUGUUGUAGUUUAAUUCAUGCUGAGAGGAGGAAACCUGCAGGAAACACUCAGAGACGGUGAACUGAUAUCAGAGGAUCCAUGGUCACUCCAACAUUUACUCCUUUUUACCACCAUCAGCCGCGGUGAGUGUUUCUGUCUGUUCUCUGUCACGGUUAACAUCUGUUUUUUUCCCCCGUGUAUCCUAAAAGAAUCAGUUUAUGAGCUUUUGAUACAAACACAGACAUGGUUUCUUUCUCUUUUUAUCUGAUCAUUCAGGGUUUUAAAUUUGCUCUAGUCCAUGUGAAGGUGGAUAAUAUCAGCUCAAGUGAGAGGUCAGAGACACGGAUUAAAACGUUUUAAAGCUCAGUGAUGGAGUGGAUAUUAAACUGAUGCAUAAACCGAAGUGAUGAAAAUGUUCAUUUUAAACCACCUUCACUAACAGAUGCUCACCUGUCUUUAAAGGUUUACCCUCUACAAUGACAGAAAUUUCAAACUCGAAGAAUCUAACACUUGAUCCAUGUUUGUAAGCACCCAAUAAAGAUUAUGUUCCUGUAGUUCCUCUUCUGUCCACCAGGUGUUACUCUACUCCAGCUGAUGGGAAACUCUAAAAGUAUUUAUUUAGUUUCGAACCAAAGAAAGAUUUGAUUUGAAACUAACAACAGUCUCUAAAAAUUAUAAAUAAAACAUUCUGUAGUCUUAAUAAAUAAAGAAAAUCUCUAAUUAGAAUAAACAAAAACAGUCUGUAAUUAAAAUAAAUAAACUGUCUUAAACUCUAAUAAAUAACAAGAUACUGUAAUUAUAAUAAAUAAAAAACGGUCUUAAACUCUAACAAAUAACAAAAUACUGUAAUUAAAACAAAUAAAAAACUGUCUUAAACUAUAAUAAAUAAAAAAUACUGUAAUUAAAAUAAAUAAAAAACUGUCUUAAACUAUAAUAAAUAACAAAAUACUGUAAUUAAAAUAAAUAAAAAACUGUCUUAAACUAUAAUAAAUAACAAAAUACUGUAAUUAAAAUAAAUAAAAAACUGUCUUAAACUCUAAUAAGUAACAAAAUACUGUAAUUAUAAUUAAGAAACAGUAAUUAUUUUAAAUAAAAGCAGGCUUUAAUUAUAACACAUAGCAAAAGUCUGUAAUUAUAAUAAAAAAAUGAAAACUGUCUUUAAUUAUUAAUACAAGCAGUCUUUCAUUAUUUUAAAUAAAGUAGUCUAAUUAUUCUAAAUAAAGACAGACUUCAUUCUACAAAAAACAAAGCUUUAGCAUUAAUAAAUGACAGGCUUUAAUCAUAAUUAUAGUAACUAUAAUAAUUGUGAUGGAAUAAAAGUUUCAUUAAGGGUUAAACUGAGUUUGAAGGACAGUUGAUACCGUUAGAAAUAAUUUGAACAGGUUUGAUCCAUCAGUCUAUCGCAAACCCUUCAUCCUGUCACCUCAUGGAAACCCUCUUCUCAGUAAUCCUCUGUGCAGAUCAACACUAACACCUGACAGGUUUUAUCAUGGACUCACCUGAGUCACGCACAGGUGAGGUCAUCUUUCAUCUCUCUGUUGAGCUGAUUUAUCUGAUGACUCUCUUUUUUCAUCUCAUUCAGUCAGUGCUUCACCUGCUCAGGUUGACUUGGUUCACUUUCACCUGUAAAAAAAUUAAAACCCUCUUCUGUAUUAUCUGACUGAUAUCAGGGUCAGGGUUUAGAUUCGGGUUUGAGUUAGACAGGGUUAGGGGUUUAAGGUCAGGGUUCGGGAGGAAAAUAUAACAGAUAAUGAAAUAUCCAUCCAGCUUUGGUUGUCCCUAAGGUUCAUCAGAAAGCAGCUUUAACUCCCUCCUGUCCUCACAGGGUUCAGACAGAGCAGGUGAGCUUAUACCUGCACCAUCAAAGACAGACAGUCAGUCAGGUGAGAAUGUAAACCUGUGUAUAUAUCCAGAGUUUUAAAGCCGAAUAUCCUUCUGACAGCUGAAAUGUACUUUUGUAGCAUUUUACUGAAGAGACAAUAAACUGAUUUCAUAGACAUGUCUGGACUUCUGUUUCCUUCAAACACACUCACUCUGUUUUAACUUUAAAGAAAGGGUUAACUUUGAUAUCGAAAACCUUUAUUCCACUGGUUGUCAUAACCCUCAGUGUCAACAGGGGGCAGGAGUCUUCAGUUUUUCUGUUGACCAAGUCCAGCAGGUUGGAGAAUUCUCUCACCUGGAAAGGAAUAAGUGAUUCAUUAGUCAGCAGAGGAUGAUCUUCAUAACUGAUAAAACUGACAAACAAAGAGACGUCAUGUUUUCCAGAGAUCACAGAGAUGAUUCUUUGUAGAUAAUAAAAUAAAAAAACAAACCUGUUUAUGGAAACCUCUGUAGCUGUGCUGUUCAGACUAGACAAAGUGUAGGAUAAAUAUAAAUCUUGGCUGAGGGGCAAUAAAUGUUUGUGUUUUUAUGAUAGAAACAGCAGAUUUCAUUUGAUUUGAUUUAUUUUAUUUUACAAAAAGGAAGGAGGUUGAUGAUCCCCAUACCAUCAGAGAUGCUGGAUUUAGAGAACAAGCCGG